CAUGACGAGUCAGGUGACCUGACCUGAGCCUGAAAGCGCCAAAACCGUCAACAUGAGACAUCGAAGAGUGGCGGACGGAAGUGGAAAGCAGAAACCAGCGGCCCGUCAGAGACCAGCGGCCCGUCAGAGACCAGAAGCCCGUCAGAGACCAGAAGCCCGUCAGAGACCAGCGGCCCGUCAGAGACCAGCGGCCCGUCAGAGACCAGAAGCCCGUCAGAGACCAGCGGCCCGUCAGAGACCAGAGACCAGAAGCCCGUCAGAGACCAGAGACCAGCGGCCCGUCAGAGACCAGAAGCCCGUCAGAGACCAGAAGCCCGUCAGAGACCAGAGACCAGAAGCCCGUCAGAGACCAGAGACCAGCGGCAGGCCGGGAGGACGUGUUGGCGGCUAGUGGUUUUCAGUUAGCGGCCCGGUUGACACCUGCCAGUGAUUCCCAUUCAGCGGCCCGGUCGACAUCUGCCAGUGGUUCUUAUCCGGUGGCCCAGUCGACACCUGCCAGUGGUCCUCAGUUGCCGCUCCAGAUGGAGCGUAAGCUGCUGGCGACAGAGCAUCUUCCCACCAUUACCUGCGAGGCAGAGUGUGUUAAUUGGCCCGUUAGUGAAGCUGGUUGGAGUCUCCAGGGUGUCCAAGUGUCCACACAGACGUUUGAGCGUUGUGUUGUGCUACAGAUGAAAAUAGUGCUGUUGACGAGAAGAGGAGCUCCGUCGGGACUCAUUACUGAGAGAUGAAAGAAGUACUGGCCUUCACUCUAGCUAUUGGACCGAUGUGCCGAGCCCGCAGUCCAACCCAGAACACUCGAGGAACCAAAACUUCAGGACAGCCUGACUCCCAGACAAAGCAGGCUGAACAUCUUCAUACAGCUGGAUCCACACACCUGUGACUCAGGGGUCGAGCCAGUGUCUUGUUAUUGGAGGGCCACUGAACCCCAAACUGUUCCUGGUGUGCUGGUCUUGCAUCGCAGUCCCCAACAUCAGUGUGAAUAUCUCCUGCAGAGUGGUUCAGUGGUGAAGGAAUGUCAUUGAGGAGACAGCUGUCACACAUCAGGUGUUGUGCACAGUUUGAAAUCUUCACAGUCAGAUACAGGAUGAUUUUUCUGUCCCUGAUAAAACAAUAAAUAAAUGUUAUUGAGGUUCAGGAGCACCAAUCAAGUUCAAAGGUUGCCGUGGUAAUGGUUGUGUCAUUUAGUUGUUACAAGUUACACUACCUUGCUUGUGCAAUAUCAUUGACUUUUAUUAUGUUUUCUGGGUUUACCAUGUUGAAUAUGUUGCUCACUGAUAUCAGGGCCCUACACCCAACAUGGUAAUGCACCAUGAGUACACUACAAAAACUGAUGAGGAAUGGUCUGAAGAAUUUGGCAAAGAGCUGAAAGCAUUGACCUGGCCUCCAACUGCCCAAGAUCUGAAGCCGACUGAGCGUUAAGUUUGAUCCAUGGAGGCACCCAUCUCGCAAUCCCCAGGACACAUACCCCUCUUCAACCAAGUCAGUUCAGUUGCUGGUUCGAAGCAAGUGCCUAAUCUGGAACCAGUUCUUUGUGUUUCGACAGUCAAAGAACUAUUAGGCAAACUGGUUCCAAAGGGGCACCAACACUUUUCCAGUCUAAAACAAAGAACUGAUUGAGGCUGGGGGCAGGGUUAAUCCGACCAAGGACCAACUAAAACAGCCUAUGACAACCAUUUUUACCAACUAGUCAGAGUAGUGUGUUCUAAUGGAAAAGAAAUUUGGUUGUCAAAAGGUUUACAGGUUUAAACCAGCACUAGUAGGAGCCUAGUCAAAAAGGGGGAAUCAAAGGAUAUGUUUCCUCUGAUCAGACACCAAAUGACCACCCCCAGAGUUCCUGUGUCUACACCUCAACAGGUCAGAGCAAAGUAAAAUUCAUAGCAGGGCCUCCAUGGAUUGGAAUGGGAUGCCAUUAAGGCCUAAGGGCAACCAUUUUGAAUCUCUCAAAAGGGUUUACAUACUUUGGUUCUUAUUUUUGAUUGCAUGACAGUGUGGUGACUUUCAGUCCAACUUGUUUGUCUCUUCAACCAAUGGCAGCGUCAGACGGAGGAUAUUAAAGUGCAGAGUCAGUGUUCAGAAGGGACAGUUGUAUCAGUCUUAAUGGAAACCAGCUGAUUUCUACAGAAUGAACUGUAAGCAGAUAGUCAGGUUUGAGUCUUCAUUUUUGUCCUGAAAUCACAUUUCCUUCAAAUUGAAGGAACAAUUAGACGGUGGUGGGAGUUGAUCUUACCUCAGAUUGUUUCAUACAUUUUCUAUACUGUCAUAUAUUUAUUCUGAUGAUUUUAUGUCUCACUGAACCUGGAAUGAGUUCAGUUUUCUCACUGAAUUGGUUGAAUCUUUGGAUUGAUUCCAUUAUAUUUUAAGUUCUCUCUUCAGUUUGAAACCAAACCCCCUGAGGAGAGAUGAUCCAGCUCCACUUUAUGACAGAUUUCUCUGUUUGAUUCAACUAAAACUCUGAACAGGGAGGUUUUCUGAGGUGGGAGGAUGGAGAACGUCUCCUCACACAAACACUUCAUCCUCGAUGGUUUCAGUGAACUCGGAGCACUGAGGCCCGUCCUCUUCAUCCCCUUCUUCAUCAUGUUCAUUGUGUCACUGUCGGCCAACUCCCUGCUGCUGUACGUUGUCAUUUCACAGAGGAGCCUCCACUCUCCAAUGUGCAUCCUCAUGGCCGGGAUGGCGUUUGUGGACUUGAGCCUCCCGCUGUUCUUUGUCCCCAACAUGCUGCUGAGCUUCUUGUUUGGCUGGAGGGGAAUCUCUCUGACUGGCUGCCUGGUUCAGAUGCAUUUCAUUCACUUUAUAGGAACUUUUCAGUCCACGUUGCUUGUAUGGAUGGCACUGGACCGCUACUUUGCCAUCUGCACACCACUCUACCACCAUGAACACAUGGCUUUACCCAAAUUCCUCAAGUUUAUAAUCCCAUUUGUGGUCAGAAAUGUCCUCCUGGUUACACUGUUAGUGAGUCUGGCUGGAACUUUGUCAUUCUGUGCUGGAAAUGUGAUGAACCACUGUUUCUGUGAGCACAUGGCCUUGGUGGAGCUGGCCUGUGGAAGUACAGCCAUCAACAACCUGGUGGGGUUACUGACAGUUUUCUUAAUCCCAGUUGCAGACUUUAUCUUUAUUGCUGCUUCCUAUGUGGUGAUAUUCAGCUCUGUGCUCAAGUCUGGCAGGUCAGGGGUCAAAGCACUUCACACCUGCAUCACCCAUAUCAUGGUCAUCACUGUUGGUUUGAUCCUUGGACAGGUUGCUUUCCUGUCGUACCGGAUCAGAAACGGUCUUCCUGCAGCCAUUCGGGUUUUCACCAGCACCAUGUAUCUGCUGUUCCCGAGUUGUUUCAACCCGAUCAUUUAUGGGAUCAGAACUGCCGAGAUCCGACAGCACAUCCUGAAGACACUGACAUGCUGUCGCUUUGUUCAAACUGUGCCUCAUUCUUAAGAAACUAAUAAAAAUCUGUAAUGUAAAAUGA
Messenger RNA from Acanthopagrus latus (yellowfin seabream), 3460 nucleotides. Its product is annotated as olfactory receptor 52K1-like. The transcript is spliced from 7 exons. Gene Ontology annotation, biological process: G protein-coupled receptor signaling pathway. The coding region runs from base 2482 to 3429 and encodes 315 amino acids. The record is from RefSeq and is a predicted model, not a curated record. Gene Ontology annotation, cellular component: membrane. Gene Ontology annotation, molecular function: G protein-coupled receptor activity; olfactory receptor activity. Lineage: Eukaryota; Metazoa; Chordata; Actinopteri; Spariformes; Sparidae.